This is a messenger RNA of Homarus americanus (American lobster), 1107 nucleotides long. RefSeq lists its product as uncharacterized. The transcript has a single exon. The record is from RefSeq and is a predicted model, not a curated record. The coding region runs from base 1 to 1107 and encodes 368 amino acids. Lineage: Eukaryota; Metazoa; Arthropoda; Malacostraca; Decapoda; Nephropidae.
AUGUGGCACCUGGUCAGUGUCAGAGUGCCACCCAGCUCACAGUGCCACGAGUGCCACCCAGGUCACAGUGCCAGGAGAGCCACCCAGGUCACAUGUCAGAGAGCCACAGGUCAAUGCCACGAGACCACCCGUCAGUGCCAGGAGGCCACCAGGUCACAGUGCCACGAGAGCCACCCAGGUCACAGUGCCACGAGAGCCACCAGGUCACAGUGCCACAGAGCCACCCAGGUCAUGUGCCACAGGUCUCAGUGUCGAAGGCCACCCAGGUCACAGUGCCGAGCCACCCAGGUCAGUGCCAGGAGAGCCACCCAGGUCACAGUGCCACAGAGCCACAGGUCACAGUGCAAGAGCCACCCAGGUCACAGUGCAAGAGCCACCAGGUCACAGUGCAAGAGCCACCCAGUCGGAGAGCCACCCAGUCUGAUGCAGGAGCCACCCAGGUCACAGUGCCACAGGCCACCCAGGUCUGGUGCCAGGAGCCACCCAGGUCACAGUGCCACGAGAGCACCCAGGUCACAGUGCCGAGAGCCACCCAGGUCACAGUGCCACGAGGCCACCAGGUCUGAGGAGGCCCCAGGUCAAGUGCCAGAGCCACCAGGUCACAGUAGGAGAGCCACCAGGUCACGUGCCAGAAGCCACAAGUCACAGUGCCAGGAGAGCCACCCAGUCACAGUGCCACGAGAGCCACCAGGUCACGUGCAGAGCCACCCAGGUCACAGUGCCACGAGAGCCACCCAGGUCACAGUGCCAAGACACCGGUCACAGUGCCACGAGCCACCCAGGUCACAGUGCCACGAGAGCCACCAGGUACAGUCCACGAGCCACAGGUCACAGUGCCACGAGAGCCACAGGUCACAGUGCCAGGAGAGUCACCCAGGUCACAGUGCCAGAGUGCCACCCAGGUCACAGUGUCAGAGUGCCACCCAGGUCAGAUGCCACAGAGCCACCAGGUCAGAUGCCACGAGUGCUACCCGUCACAGUGCCACGAGGCCACCCAGCUCACAGUGCCGAGUGCCACCCAGCUCACAGUGCAGGUCCCACAGCUCACAGUGCCACAGGUCACCCAGCUCACAGUGCCACGAGUGCCACCCAGGUCACAGUGCCUGA